This is a messenger RNA of Mesorhabditis spiculigera, 2016 nucleotides long. Lineage: Eukaryota; Metazoa; Nematoda; Chromadorea; Rhabditida; Rhabditidae. The record is from the annotation of a GenBank genome assembly.
AUGAAUGAUGACAUUAAAUGUUACGAUCCACUCCCUUUUGCGGUUCUUGGGUUGAAUUUAACUUAUGUAGGAUGCACAGAAGCGAGGCCAAUCGGCGAAAAGUUCGAAGCAUUUUUGUAUAGCUGCAGCUACGCGGUAAAGAUGUCAACUCUACAUGUAACGCCAAUCGUUACGGGGCUGCUUCAAGAAUUUGCAAUCUCUUUCCGUGUCCAAGAAUGGUCCAAUUCCCAAUAUGGUGUUAUCGUAUUCCCGCAAGACACCUCCGAUCCGUGGCCAAUAAACACUAAGGCGAUGCUCAAUUUUCGGCUUCCAUCGAUGUAUAUCUGGAGCGUGGUGCUGAUUGCGCCCGAGAAACUGACGAAUCAGACGUUUCCGGACCUAAUGCUCAGCGCCGCUUUUGAUCGGGAUUUAGAGGGAGAAGGACUCAGCGAUGCGUAUCGAAUUCCACUAUACGUUGGCGCCGAUCCGGGAAUCAACAACAAAAAUCUAUUACUGGCUUCGCGGGAUUUCUAUUUGAUCCAUCUGCAUUGUUCCGUUGUCUCGAUAAUAAGCCGCUAUAAGGAAUCGGAUAUCUAUCUCACCUUCUAUUUCAACCAGCAAGGCGCGAUCAAUGGCUACGACACCGAUUUCCGCGAUCUGCUACUAAUCAGUCCCAAAUUUCCCUGGGUUUUUGACGAGCCCGGCGAUGUCUAUUUUUCGACUCGUACUGGGAUUAAGCUCGGCGAGGAAUUUAUCAAAAUUGAUGUUGAACUGACGGUUAUCGAGGGAGGAACUCUGCUUAUAAACGACGAAGAAGCCCUGGGAAAUUAUACGAAAAAAUUUACAGCCACAGACCUUGGCGCCACGUUUCACCUCAAUGUCCGGGAGAUCGCAGCCGUGUUCGAACCUGAUUUGGCUCAUGAUGGUCCUCGCGGUUUUCUCGUCCAUGUCGGAAACACGGCCAAGCGGAUCGCAAGAGAGACUUGUGUUCAAAACAUCACACUCACCCGAGAAAACCCCUUAUUUACCAUCAAUCAAAUUCAAGGUCAACUGAUCUGCGUCAAAAUUGGAGAUGAUGUUGCGGACCACGAAAACGCAAUCAUCGUGAUAUUUUGCAACUUGAAGCAGAAAAACGACCCUGAUAGCGAAACCCCAAUCAAGGGAUGCAUCUACUACGAUCUCGAUCUGACCUACUCGAAGCAAAUCUGUUGUCGCAUGGUUUUUAACGCGACUCGCAAUCGAUACACUCAAAUACGGUUGAAUAAUGAGUAUUCAUCAUUACUCGUCCGAGCUGCCACAUUCUGUCCCGGAAUGUCAUUCUCGAUUUCUAUGGAGCAAGACACGAUAGUGUUAAUGGCGUUUUGCUAUCGUUACAGCAGUCUAUGGAUACAAUUGGGUCAACUGCAAUGGGCGCAUAGCGAGAACAACUGCGAGUAUCAGCUUUAUUCGGGUGCUAUUUCAAGACCAGAUGCCAAGCUACCGCUAGCGACUUUUCGCGACGUUGACCCAUUCAUUCCUCAAUUUAUCCCCGGAGGCGUGUAUUCAAUUUUUAUACCAAAAGGAUGCAACCCUGUCGUAGCUACGAAAACUGUUAGUUAUGAUGACGAUAUCCAAGUCCCGACGAACCAGUGCAAAGGAAUGGCCCUGGAUGUCGGCCCGGCAUUUGGAGACCCGUUCACGACCAAACGCUUCAUAAGCUUCCAAUACGAACUGAAAGCCCUAGACCUCGGCAUGCUCGAAAUCUCGGCGAUGGAUGGCACUUUGGAAGUGUUAGAUCGAAGGCUUUUUGGCGUCACUACUUUGCCAACAUUGCCGCUAAAUAUAACUUUUCGUGCCGCUCAGAAACUUCGAGUUUCGUGGAAAAGCGGACGCGCAUUUGAGGCAGGCGAAGCUGCUGGCUACCUUGGAACUGUCUAUUUUCUGCCGACAUUACGAACGACAGCAUUUCCAAUAGAAAUUUCUACAUGGACGAAUAGUCACUACUUUCAUAAUACUCUAUUUCGCAAUUUCAUAUUAGUCUUGUUAUUGUUAUGUGAA